UUCAAGACGUCACUUUAAGAAGGAACUCAUUUAAAAUUUUCUAAAUCCAAACACUGUGUUUGGGUGAAACCUAAAUUAUAGAAAUUAUAAAAGCCAACCAAAAGAAUUAAGAAAACAAUAAUAAUUAACUUUGUGACAAGUAAUUCUUCAGGCAUGUUUUCUGCUUUCUCAUCUUUUUCUAGCAGCGGUGCUUCAGAUGACAAUGAAGACUUUGAUAGUUCUUGUGUUGGAAGUUAUAAAAUGGAGGGAGAGGUUCACAGUCAUUUAGAGGAGAACAUUCGUCCAUACAUUGAUCUGAUUGACACUCUGCGGUCAGUUGGCAUUCAUAAGGACUUGGGAUUGCCAACUAUUGUAGUGAUUGGCGACCAGAGUUCUGGAAAAAGUUCUGUGUUGGAAGCACUGUCUGGAGUUGCAUUACCGAGAGGGAGUGGAAUUGUCACCAGAUGCCCACUAGAGCUGAGGUUGAGGAAGGUUAUAGGUGGAGUCAACUGGAAGGCAAUUAUUUCUUACCGUAUGAAGAGAAUUGAGUUUGUGGAUUCAUCCUCAGCUGUAAAAAAUGCUGGACCUGUUCUUAGUAAGGUUUCUGGCCAAAUGGCAAAUGGAUUCAGCAGGAAGUCACAUACAUCCUACAAGGAGAAGAAAAUUGAAUUUGGGGAUCCAUCGCUAGUUGAAAAACACGUUGCAGAUGCCCAGAAUGAGCUGGCAGGAAAAGGGUCAGGAAUCUCUGAUGAACUAAUCACUUUAGAGGUCAUGUCACCAGAUGUGUGUGACCUCACACUGAUUGAUUUACCUGGAAUUGCCAGAGUCCCAGUAAAAGGACAACCAGAUGAUAUUGGAAACAAGAUCAAAACUCUGAUUAUGAAAUAUAUUGAGAGGCAGGAAACUAUAAACAUGGUAGUGGUCCCUUGUAACAUUGACAUUGCCACAACAGAAGCAUUAAAAAUGGCAAAAGAAGUAGAUCCGGAUGGUAAAAGGACUGUCGCCAUUUUGACCAAGCCAGACCUCAUAGAUGUGGGAACAGAAAUUAACGUUUUGGCAAUUGCCCAGAACAAAUUGAUCCCUCUCAGCAAGGGUUACAUCAUGGUGAAAUGUAGAGGUCAAAAACAGAUUGAUGACAAAAUUCCUCUGAAUGAGGCUUCACAAAUGGAGCAACAUUUCUUCGAAAAUCAUAACUAUUUCAGCUGCCUCUUGGCUAAAAAAACAGCGACUAUUAAAUGUCUUGCCACCAGACUGACUGAGCUUCUCGUUGAACAUAUCAAAAAAUCACUGCCACUGCUCGAUGAACAGAUAAAAAAGCAGUUGUGGGACUUGAAAAAAGACCUCAAGGAGUGUGAGGAUGGACCGCCACAGGACCCUCAGGGGGCAAAACUCUUUCUGAUUCAAACCUUACAACGAUUCAUUGAUCAGAUCAAGUUGUUAUCAUCUGGGGAGCUGAUGCUUGAGGACAAUUUGUUUAACCAACUUCGGGAAGCGUUCAAAGAGUGGAAUGUUCAUCUUGACAGUACAAAGGCUCAAUUUGAUGAGUUAACUGCCGAUAUAAAAGAAUGCAGCCAGAGAUACAGAGGGAGGGAACUGCUUGGCUUUAGCAACUACCGAGUGUUUGAGAUGGUUGUGCAGGACCAUUUGACAAAACUUAAGGAGCCAGCCAUUGAAUCACUCAAUGCUACAAAAGACAUCAUUCUCAAGCAUUUCAAUGAUGUUUCUUAUCAGUGUUUUCGAAACUACCGUUUUCUUCAAAAUAUUGCUAUGAACAAAAUAGACAACAUUCAGUCAAGCCAGCAUGCCAAAGCAGAGCAGAGGAUCUUGGAGCAGUUUGAGAUGGAAAACAUGAUCUACACUCAAGAUCGCAUCUACUUGAAGUUUUUGAAUGAGAUUAGCACAGAAACAUAUUCAGAGAAUCAAAUACCUGGCUUUGACAAAAGAAGCCAGUACAGUGAAAUGCUACAGGCUUAUUAUGGGGUUGUGGUGCAGCGGAUGGCUGACCAGGUGCCCAUGCUGAUCAGUUUUUUAAUGCUGAAGGAGGCUGCUCAGCUUUUGUGUACUGAAAUUCUCACUUUAUUAGAUGGGGCAAAUGUGAGUGAGAUGCUGCAUGAGGAUUCUGAAGUCAGUAGAAGGCGCAUCGACUUACAGGAUCGCUUGACACGACUGAGUAUUGCUCAGGAAAGAAUUGGCAGUUUUAUUUCAGGGGUCUAAUGUUUUCUGAAAUUGUCUAAUGUCUUAGACAACUUAACCAAUAAAACACUCUUGAGCAUAUUAAUAAUUUUUUUAGAUUUAUAUGUAUUGCUAAAUUACUGUCAUUUUCACACAUUGUUCAAACUUCCAUAACCAUUUUUCAAUAAUAUUACUAUUAGCAUUACAAAUACAUUGAUCAAUGUAGUAUUCAUUAAUAUGGUCAUUUUUUUAUUUUUUAAUAUAGCAAAUUAUUAGUGAUUGUAUUUAAGGGAUCCAGAGACUAGAUGACAUUAUGCAAUAUUUUAUGAAAAUUCACAAUGUUGCUGACAACAUAAACCAGAAAACUCUCUUCAGCCUAUAUCAAUUAUUUUGAUAUUUUGAUAUAUUGCUAGAUUGCUUAAAAAUCCAAACUUCCAUUUAAUCAUUUUCAAUAAUGUUAACAUUAGCCUGGCAAAUUAAUUUACCGAUAUAGUCUGUAAUGCAUUACUUUUCCUUGAUACGUUUAUAGCCAAUAGGUUGCUGCAAAUCAAGCAGGUCUCUUUCUUGCUUCCAUCUUAUGAUGCUUCGGGCAGUUCACAAACUUUAAUCUCUUUGAUUGAUGUGCCUAGUAUAUUUAGCAGUACUGUUCAUUGUUUAAAUUUAUGAUCAAUUGAAAAUUAAAAUAAUUUUGUCCUCAUAUCUGUUUAUUACAAAUUUGUAAAUGUUUUCUUUAAUUUUACAAUUUCUGUAUAAACCCAUAAAGAACACAUUAUUAUUAUUUACUUUGAUUAACUGAUUUACUGUAGCACCUGCAAAGUUUGCCUUGUCCUUUUAUACAGUUCACUUUACCUAAACAGUGAUGACAUUUUAAAUACUACACCCCUAACACAUAAAUGCUCACUGACAUGUUAAAACAAAACUACAAAGACACUUGAGGUUUAUUUUAAAACCUUUCUGACUACACAAAAUAAAACGUGGACAUGGCUCAUGAGAAGAGCAAAAUGCAAGCACUCCAGUUGUAAUGUUCAAUUCCAGUGUUUGUGUGUGUGUAAAUCCAUGUACUCAUUUAUUGUGUUUUGUAGUUACAUGCAUGAAGAAAAAAAAAAGGGUGAUUGAAUUUGAAAAUGACAGAAUUUAUUUUAAGUAAGUAAGGCAUGUUAUGGUUUAUUUACAUUUUGUAUUGCACUUUCAUUUCAAGACAUGACACUAUAACUUCUAUAAAUCUGACAUAACAGAAAACAUCUCAUAUUACACAUUUUAAAAGUUGUCCUGAAUUGGAGCUGGAACCACCGAGUUUGAGCAGGAGAGGCAAGUGCUCAAAGUUGAAUGGCAGUACACAGAGGAAACAUCUGAAAAAGAUUGCAAUAACUAAUGAGUCAAUUAUCACAGUCAGAACAUGAUGCUGUAUUUUAGAAAGGGACCCCAUAAUAGUACCUCCUAAAAUAUUCACACAAGUUAUAAAAUUCUAAUAAAUAUUACCUUACAACUGCUUUUAUUAAAUACAUUUACAAUGCGAAACCAAAUUAUUGGCAUAGCAGAUCUUGUACACAAUGUAAUACAGGGUAUUUUUUUUUAAUGGUUUGUGCUCCUAAGAGCAUCUAAUAUGAUUCAACGAUUCAAUAUAAUAUGAUAAUAUUUCAUGAAAUACUCUUUUCUCACAAUAAAUAAACAUGUUAUUUUGUCCACCUUCUUUAGUGUUCUUUCCCAUUUUCUCUUCAACAGCCUUGCGUAUUAUAAAUAUUAUGAAUAUUAUAAAUAUUGCCUAAAUUAACAUUCAAUUCUAUGUUGGCAUUUUAAAGCUGUGGGGUAUCUUGAAAUGUACAGUAUUGCAAUGUUUAAUGUGUUUGUUCAUGUUUCUCAUGUCAUGGUCCCCUGGUCAUGUGAUUUCAUGUUUCCCUCCAUAUUCAUGUUUCUUGUUUUCAUUGGUUUAUUUUCUUGUAACCUUGUUAUCAGUUCUGUCAUCACUCAAAAAAUCAUUAUGCAUGCGCAGAAUUGUGGCAUAAAUAUAACGGCAUAAAGGAUCAGAAUAUCAGACUUGUGUACACAUAAAAAUUGUACAUGCUAUUUGUUACUCAAGGUGGUGCUGUUGUUUCAGCAAGUACAACACAUGAACAGAACUGAUAUUUGGGUGUACUACUGAAUUUGCUUGUAUAUUUAGUCUCCAAAAAUGUCUGAAAACAAUAC
This is a messenger RNA of Xyrauchen texanus (razorback sucker), 4335 nucleotides long. Its product is annotated as interferon-induced GTP-binding protein Mx3-like. NCBI's taxonomy places the organism in Eukaryota, Metazoa, Chordata, Actinopteri, Cypriniformes, Catostomidae. Gene Ontology annotation, molecular function: GTPase activity; GTP binding; microtubule binding. The transcript is spliced from 14 exons. Gene Ontology annotation, biological process: defense response to virus. Bases 154 to 2193 code for a protein of 679 amino acids. Gene Ontology annotation, cellular component: nucleus; membrane; cytoplasm. The record is from RefSeq and is a predicted model, not a curated record.